AGAAAACGGCAGCAGCAGCGACAAAAGGAACAGGAAACAUCGUUCUCCAUCAUCUCAGCUGAUUCACCUUAUCCCCCAAUUAUCUUAUCUUAUUCGGGAUGACAAAUCAGUUUUGGAAAAUUGUGAUUGUGAUGACUUUGAUAACGACCAUGUUUCUUGGAGAGACUCACAGCGAAGAAGAAAAAAUAGUGGGACUUGAAGAAUUCCUGACCGAACUCGAUCCGACUUUAAGUGACAUCGUUCUUGAAUUAUUGGAAGCACAACAGUUACCAACAAACAAAGCCAAUCGAAUGAUGAGACGGAUUAUGAGAAAACUACCACCUGAAACAUUAGCCGAGCUUUUUGAAGUGUACAAGAACACCCGCAAACCUUAAGUUUUCUUGUUUCUCCUUAUACCACUCGCCUACUUGUUUAGUUCAGUUACGUUGAAUUUAUAUUUAAUGUUCAAUAUAUGUAUAAUUUUCC
This is a messenger RNA of Caenorhabditis elegans, 465 nucleotides long. RefSeq names its product Antimicrobial peptide (gene C54D1.7). Lineage: Eukaryota; Metazoa; Nematoda; Chromadorea; Rhabditida; Rhabditidae. The transcript has 3 exons. Bases 99 to 374 code for a protein of 91 amino acids. The record is from RefSeq and is marked reviewed.